Molecule: messenger RNA, 2669 nt
Organism: Sinocyclocheilus rhinocerous
Lineage: Eukaryota; Metazoa; Chordata; Actinopteri; Cypriniformes; Cyprinidae
Product: myb-like protein X
Exons: 11
Coding region: 207-2549 (780 amino acids)
Cellular component (GO): membrane
Source: RefSeq, a predicted model, not a curated record
UUUCAAAGGUCGCUCGAUACUUUUCGUCGGGGAUUUUUAACUUUCUUUUCUCACUGCCUCAAAACACUGUGGCAACUUUUUAAUGUUUAAUUGUCCUGGUUUUUAGCCUCGACUGUCGAGAUUCAUGCAGCAAAUGUGUUUAACGUUUCAAUUCAAAUCGCCAUUAAGUAGCACCUCACACACAGAAAAAACACUCUCGAGUGAAGAUGGCAGUUAUGAAGUUUUUGGUUUACGUUACAUGUUUCUGUUUGUCUCAAGAUUUAGUUUUUUGCGAUGACUAUGGCGAAAGUGGAAACAAGAUCACACUUACUCCAAGCAUCCGUGGAAGGCCUGAAGAAAUACUGUGGACACAUAAUGGCAACAAGGUUCUGGAAUAUGAUGGGAGUGAGGUGGCGAAAUAUGGCUCAUUUAAAGACCGUGUAGAUCUUGAUUUUGAAACAGGACAGCUCACAAUAAGAAAACUAAACAGCCAAGACAGUGGCAAAUAUCAGUCUGAAAUUUGGAUCAAUAGGAAUGCUCAAAUCUCCAGUCAUAAUUUGACAGUUUUGGAUGCUCUGCCGGAGCCUCAGGUGACCUGUGAACUGGAUGAGACUUCACAUUUUAAAAAACUGUCCUGUUCAGUGGUAUCCCAGACUCAGCCAAGCUAUGAAUGGAGUGGACCUAUUAUAAAACAGCUGGGCCCAACACUUCUUGUUAAUGAACAGGAGGAAAACCAUAACUCAGUCUAUACCUGCACUGUGAAGAAUAAAGCUGGAAGCAGGACCACAGACUUUACUCUGCAAGACUGCCACACAGGCAGAGAAAGCCCUGCUGUGCUUGUUCCAGUCUUAAUAGUAACAGUGCUUCUCAUUAUUCUGCUUGCUGUGCUGGCAUUUUACCUCUACAGACGUAAAAAACAAAAGUUAGGGAAGUCUGAACUAAAAAAAAUGGACCUUGAAAAUGGUGAAUGCGAUAACCUGUUGAGUAAUGUACCAACGGAGGCUAUGCCAGGUUCAUCUGAAGCCACACUCCCUUGCCGUACCAGACUUACUGCUCCGAAAGAAUCUAUUGCUGAUAAAAAAUGGGAUCAGGAGAGUGAAUCGGAGAAUGCAGGUGAAACUCAUGAGGGACAAAAACUUUUGAAGGAAAGUCCGCAAUCUGCUAUAACAGAAAAAAACAAAGACGACACAGGAAAUACAAAUGGAGAACUUGAAAAAAAUGAGAAAAACAGCGAAAAUGCAGAUGAAGCAGAAGAAAACGCUAACAGCAAAGCUGAUGAAACAGACACAGAAGUAGAGAGCCAGAAAUCCUUACAAAUCCAAGAAGAAAAGGAGAAAAGUCAGAUACUGAAAAAUGAGAGUGAAGAUGAAGAGGAGUCACCUGAGGAGCAGAUUGAGUCACUGGGAGAGCAGGACACUAAAGAUGCAGAUAAAAAUGAGGAAGACCAGACACCUGAAGAGAAAAAAGAGAAGGAAGAGGAAAACGAAGAGAUAGACAGCCUGAACACAGCUGAAGGAGAACUAGAAAAAAAUCAGAAAAACAGCGAAAAUGCAGAUGAAGCAGAAGAAAACGCUAACAGCAAAGCUGAUGAAACCGACACAGAAGUAGAGAGCCAGAAAUCCUUACAAACGCAAGACGAAAAGGAGAAAAGUCAGAUACUGAAAAAUGAGAGUGAAGAUGAAGAGGAGUCACCUGAGGAGCAGAUUGAGACACUACGAGAGCAGGACAUUAAAGAUGCAGAUAAAAAUGAGGAAGACCAGACACCUGAAGAGAAAAAAGAAAAGGAAGAGGAAAACGAAGAGAUAGACAGCCUGAACACAGAGAUUGUGAGUCCACAGUCUGCUGUGACAGGAAGAAGUACAGUGGACACAAGAAAUGUAGCAGAACAACUACACACAAAUGAGAAGAGCAGCCAAGAUGAAAAUGGUGAACAGUCAAUUGAGCAGCAGAACAAGAGCCUAUGUACAUCUAUUAAUGAGGAUGAGCAGAGGCCAGAAGGGGAAAAGGAGGAGGAAGAGAAAACCGAAAAGGAAAACCACGAGGUGACAGGUAGACUACACAUAGCUGAACCUUGUAAUCCACCUUUGUAUAGUGCAGCUCCCAGUGAUCCUCUGGAUUCACAGUCUAACCUGGACAUCAGUGUUCCGUCUUCAAACCUGAAUAUGGAAUUAGAAAAUAAACCAACUGCAUUCUUCCCUCAAGAGGAAGAUGAUGAUGAUGAUGGUGAGCAGACAGACAAGAGCAGUGAGUCAGAACAAAACAUGCAGGAGAAAAACGAUGUUCCAGAAAUUAAAGAGAGAGAAAAAAAUAAACUUUUAAAAGAUUGUGAUGUAAAGAACAGCGAUCCAGACAACACCAACAAUGGCAUAUCUGUGCCAGAGGACAAGAAAGCCGAAACCGAGACCAACAGCUUCUCAAAACAUGCAAUGAAGGAAGAUCAUAGUUCAGAAAUCAGAGAACAGUAUUUGAAUAAACACUGUACAGAAUGUGAUAAUAAAGUUUAUAGUGAGGAAGGCUGUUUUAUCAGCUGUAAAAGAGGAAGAGAAAAUCUGUCAACUAGAGCCACGUGAAGGUAGUAGUGUCAGCUAAGAGACAGAAAACACUCGAGGGUGGAAAAGGAUGGUGAAGUAUGUGCUUGAACAAGGUGUGGAGAAGUAAUAUACAAAUACGUUAGCAUAAGAAAUAGGGCU